Prunus armeniaca (apricot) is the source of this 201-nucleotide messenger RNA. NCBI's taxonomy places the organism in Eukaryota, Viridiplantae, Streptophyta, Magnoliopsida, Rosales, Rosaceae. The record is from the annotation of a GenBank genome assembly.
AUGGGUUUUUAUUAUUUUAGGUUCGACGAGUUCAAGACGCAACUGCUCCCAAGUCCAACCUCAGGGUGCCUACGUAUCUUUCGCAGGAAUCAAGCCACUUGUAGUUCAAAGAUUUGCAAUGAGGAUUCAAAUUUGAUUGCUGUUGCGUCUAUUGGGAUGCUAGACUGCCUACGUACCAUUGACGGGAUCAAACUGACGUAG